AUGUGGGUUAAACCUCAAGAAGUGUUUCAGAGCGCAUUAUGGGACUGUGACGAAACUACUUUAUAUUUCGUUCUGCAAAGGCGAAAAGGACAUGGCAAAUCUAAAGGUUUAUCUUCUAUAAUUGUGGGUACCCUGGACAGUGUGAGGGAUACAAAACCAGCACCCUUCAGAAUACUACAUCAGACACCCAAUUCAGAAAUUUAUUAUGUUAUCGCAACCGCAUUAACUGAGCAUGAAAUACGAGAAGACUGGAAUUGGCUCUUCAAGAAUGUGAGUCCAACUUUGCAUUCAUUUGAUAGCGAGGAAGAAGUAACAGAGUUUGUGUGUUGUAAAAUAAAUUCUAUCAUUGCUACAGGCCAGGAAAGCAUAACUGAGGAUGAAGACACAGUUAAUUACAAAAAUGUGGAUUAUGACUUCCAUCAAAGAUUCAAUAUGCCGAAGGAUGAAAAGCUUGUUUGUUAUUACUCCUGCAGCUACUGGAAGGGUAAAAUGCCAAGACAAGGCUGGCUCUACCUAUCAGUUCAUUAUAUGUGCUUCUAUUCAUAUAUCUUUGGGCGAAACACAACAUUAAAAAUAAGAUGGGCUGAUGUGACCGAACUAGCGAAGACUAACAGUCUCCUUUUUCCCGAUUCUAUCAAAGUUGUGACAAGGGACGGAGAACACUACUUCACGAUGCUGCUGAAGAAGAACGAAACGUUUGCUCUUAUGCAGCAAUUGGCGAAUAUAGCUAUGAAACAACUAAUUGAUGACAAAUCGGGCACCUUCAAUACAGAUAAAGAGCUGCUAACUAAACUCAGUAAGAAUGUUCCUAAGAAACCGUCCUUCCUUAAACGGGAUUUAGACGCGAAGAAGCAGUCAAAUCUAUACACGUUGCGCUUUCGGUUACCGCACGCAGAGAAGUUGGAUGGUACAGAGGAAUGUACCCUCUGGACUCCGUACAAUAAAAGACACAAUUGGGGGAGGAUGUACUUGUCGCAGAAUUUCAUUUGUUUUGAUAGUCGGGUUUCUAAUUUGGUCCGUUUAAUAAUACCACUCCGGAAUGUAUAUCAAGUGGAGAAAGCUGAUUCCGGUGCCACAAGUAGUUCUUGGGGAGUCUGGAAAGAAUUCCUCGUUCACAAGAUAUCCGAACUUCUAGCAAAACUGCCUAAUGAUAUGUACAGGGAGAAAAGCGGGAAAGCUGUAGCCAGCAGUAGGGGGGAGGAAAGGGAGUGGACACCGCAGCCGCCUCUUAUGACCUUGUUCAAGACUCACCAGACCGCCAGCAUCAAACAGAUACAGCAGAAAAAGGAAAAACAAUGGGAAGAUCACAUGGCCGAAGUGGGUCGAGGUGUGAGUAUGUACCGAACAACCGAAGGCAGUGAAUUGGUUGUCAAAGGCAUACCGGAGUCUCUGCGAGGGGAACUGUGGAGUGUAUUCUCAGGAUCUAUUCUACAAAAGGUGCAAAGCAAAGGUCUAUACGAAAGGCUCGUUAAAGAGGCUUUGUCAUCCAAGAAUCAAGCUAAUGACGAGAUUGAGAGAGACCUGCAUAGGUCGCUACCGGAACAUCCCGCGUUUCAGAACGAUGUUGGAAUAUCGGCUCUACGUCGCGUUCUAUGCGCGUACGCACUGAAGAACCCCACAAUCGGAUACUGCCAGGCAAUGAACAUCGUGGCUUCGGUGCUGCUUAUUUACUGCCCAGAAGAGCAAGCGUUUUGGCUGUUAGCUACUAUUUGCGAGACCUUACUACCUGACUAUUAUAAUACGCGGGUAGUCGGUGCUUUAGUCGAUCAAGGUGUUCUAGAAGAAUUAACGAAGUCCCAGCUGCCAGACCUCCACGCGAAGUUGGAUGAACUGGGAAUGAUGAAAAUGAUCUCGCUGUCCUGGUUCCUUACGCUGUUUAUCAGUGUGAUGCCUUACGAGAGCGCUGUCAAUGUUAUGGAUUGCUUUUUCUAUGAUGGCGCUAAAGUUAUAUUUCAGGUAACUUUAACAAUAUUGGAUGUGAACAAAGACAAACUCCUCAAAUGCACAGAAGAUGGUCAGGCGAUGCAGAUUUUGAGUGAAUACUUGGAAGGUAUCUCCAACGAAGAAGCAAUGGCCCUGUCUACGGAACCGCGCACCGCUAAGAAGACAAUAAAGAUCCAAGACCUGGUCUACCAAUCGUAUCGGAUGUACGGCGCUAACGUGAGCAGCGAGUGCAUUGAGCAUUUGCGCUUGAAGCACAGAUUACGUGUCGUUCGCCAACUGGAAGACAGCUUAGAGAAGAACACGUUGCGAGCGUUGCAACAGGACAGACUCCUCGAGCCCAAUGAGUUGCAAGAAUUACUGAGCAUUAUCCGUGAAGAAUUAUUCUGGGCGAAGCGUGUGCCGUCUGAGCGGUUAGAGGCACCGUACGAGGCGUACAGGCUCGACUACGGACAAUUCAAGACGAUAUACACGGCUUUAUCUCCGUGGGCUAAGGGCGAUUAUGCUGAAGCAAUUACAGCGAGGAUAUUUAAAUUAAUGGAUCAUGAUGACGAUGGGCUGGUCAGUGCGCGCGGUCUCAGCGUCGGCAUAGGUCUAAGCACCCGUGGCGACGCUCAGAUGAGGUUGCGCGCGUUAUACUGUGCGCACGCGCCGCCGCUUCUAUCACCUCUCGAAUUGAGACCGACGCACUUCACCGAAACGGGAGAGGAACUAGCUACUGACGCUAUAUCAUUUUUUGACAGCAUAGAGCCUGCAUCGUCGCCAGAUCCCAGCCUUCAGCGAUCAAUCAGUGAAGUGUGCAGCGAAGGAAACCAAAUGGACAAGUCUACUGAUAGCGCGUAUAGUCAGGCUGAAUCGUCUCAGGCGGUUGACAGCGUCCGCGCAUGCGCCCUCCUGGGUUUACCGUCGCCAGGUGCUUCGACCCCUGGAACUCCGCCCCCUCCUCGCACCGCCCCAGCUUUACCUCGUCCGCACUUUUUGCUCUUACUCGCCGCUCUACAUGAUCUUACACAACAUUCGACACCGCUCUACGAGGCUGUCGCUCGAGCAGGUACUGUACUUCUUCAACUUGGUGAAUUGAGGCACAGACCGAACUUGGGCCGAGAAAUAUCUCAAGACAGCUUAUAUCUAGCCGCCGCUGCGCAGCCGUCCGCUAUAGAGUUGGACCCGAACGGCAAUACAACGGAACAGGAACCAGGCCGUCCACAGCCCUCGCCAUCUAGGGACAGCGAUCGAGAUCCAACAGACGACUGGUCUAUCACCCUAGAGCAGUUCCUAGCGACGAUGCUGACUGAGGCUACCCUAGAAGAGUUCUUCAACAAGCAAGUGUCCAUUUUGCCCCAGCUGGAGGCACUAAGACAGCGUGACCGUCUGCAUUCUGUCUCGUAA
Leptosia nina is the source of this 3330-nucleotide messenger RNA. Lineage: Eukaryota; Metazoa; Arthropoda; Insecta; Lepidoptera; Pieridae. The record is from the annotation of a GenBank genome assembly.